UGAAAUACUGAAAUGCAUAAUUAAUACUCUCAAAUCAUGAUGCCUCUCAUUGCUGUAAAAUGCAUAACUUAAGUGCGUAAAAAAUGUACUCGCAUCCAACAUGGAAAGGUUCCUCCUUUUUACAAUCAUACACCACCACAUUUAACUUCCUUUUUUUGUACAGGUUUAGAAAAUGUGCAAAAAGAAACCGAAAAUCAGAUAUGGUUUUUUUAGACAAUGUUUUUUUUUUGCUUUCAUGCUGAUAAUACUAGACAAUUCUGUGUCCAUUUCCAACCUACUCCCGAUUAUCUCUUUUCGAUUCUAUCUAGGUGAGAGACGAUGAGCUUCCAGUGUGAAAAAAAAGGAUUCGUCAACUUCCCUAUCGUCUCAUGUUCACCGGCCGAGACGAAUUGGAACGAUCGAUCCAUCAUUUUAAUUCCAAACGUGGAACGAGGCAGAUUAGUGUCUUUUGAGAGAUUUAGCUUUGCCACGAUUUUGUCAGUGCUUUGGUAUAGCUUCGUGCAAAACGUUUUAUUAGCAGACACUAAGUACUAAGUUUGUCGAUAGUUGUGAAGAACAGAAACAGGAUCAUAGUGAAGCUAACUAACUCAAAGCUAACAAAAUGAAGUUCACACCACCUCCCGCAUCGCUGCGAAAUCCUUUAAUCAUUCCGGAAAAGAUAAUGAUGGGCCCGGGACCAUCCAACUGCUCCAAGCGAGUACUGUCAGCUAUGACUAAUACUGUGCUGAGUAACUUUCAUGCCGAAUUAUUCCGCACGAUGGACGAGGUCAAGGAUGGUUUGCGAUACAUUUUUCAGACAGAAAGCCGAGCAACGAUGUGCGUUAGUGGUUCAGCUCAUGCCGGAAUGGAAGCCAUGCUGAGCAAUCUGCUCGAGGAAGGCGAUCGAGUACUGAUCGCUGUGAACGGAAUCUGGGCAGAACGGGCUGUCGAAAUGUCUACGCGCUAUGGUGCGGAUGUUAGAACAAUUGAAGGUCCAGCAGAUCGUCCGUUCAGUUUGGAAACACUAACUACGGCCAUUGAACAUCACCAACCCAAAUGUUUGUUUUUGACGCACGGCGAUUCUUCAAGCGGGCUACUGCAACCGCUGGAAGGUGUAGGUCAGAUUUGCCACCAGCACGACUGUUUGCUUAUAGUUGAUGCCGUUGCAUCGCUGUGCGGUGUACCGUUUUACAUGGACAAAUGGGAAGUCGAUGCUGUGUACACCGGUGCUCAAAAGGUUCUUGGAGCACCUCCCGGAAUCACUCCCAUUUCCAUUAGCCCCAAAGCAUUGGAUGUUAUCAAAAAUCGUCGCACAAAGUCGAAAGUGUUCUACUGGGAUCUGUUGCUCUUAGGCAAUUACUGGGGUUGUUAUGAUGAGCCCAAACGCUAUCAUCAUACUGUGGCCUCUAAUCUAAUAUUUGCUCUACGCGAAGCUUUAGCCCAAAUCGUAGAAGAAGGAUUGGAGACACAGAUAAAACGUCGCCUGGAAUGUGCACAAAUUUUGUACGAUGGUCUCGGAAAGAUGGGCCUCGAGAUCUUUGUCAAAGAUCCCAAACAUCGUUUGCCUACAGUGACCGGUAUUAUGAUACCGAAAGGCGUUGACUGGUGGAAAGUAUCGCAAUACGCUAUGAAUAAUUUCUCCAUGGAAGUGCAAGGGGGACUUGGUCCCACAUUUGGAAAAGCAUGGCGUGUGGGCAUUAUGGGUGAAUGCUCAACAGUACAGAAAAUAUACUUCUACCUGUACGUUCUAAAGGAAUCCCUCAAGGCAACACAUCCCGACUAUAUAUUUGAGGAAAGCAAUGGAUUUCAUUAGACUAACAUUAUUGCAUUAAAUUAUACUAUACGUCUAUGUAUUACUAUUGCUAUUGAGUACUAUUGCCCUUAGCAUAUAAGCGCUAUGCAUAGUCUCAAUUUUGGAUUUCUAAAUUGAAUCGAAUUUAGUUUUGUUUAAAAAUGAAUCAACUAACCUGUGAAAGAUUCCAUCAUCUCUAACACAUGAUUUAUUCGCAUAUUCAUCUCGCUAAUAAAUAAAAUUACUUAUUCGAGAAUAAAUUAUUGCUUUACACAAAUUGUGUGUAUUCUUUCAAAGCAGUAAUGGUUUCUCGCACUGAACUUGUUUUAUGAAUCUGUGUAUCAUCAAAUUACGUGGCUUAUACAAAUACAAAUAUUCUUGAUACGGCCAGACCUUUCUUAAGAAGUAAAAUAAAAAAUAAAUAAAAAAAACAAAUACAAAUAUCCAACUCUCUUAUCCGAACUUGUUGCAUAAACUCAAACAAACAAAAUAUAAACAUCAUGGUUGAAUAAUUUACCAUUUAUUUUAGGAGUAGUAUUUAUUUAAUGAUUGGUAACGGUGACUAGUGGCGGAACUAACGGUAGCCGGAGCAGCCAGCCGCCUAUGGUUCCGUCGGUCAGGCGGGCUCCGAAUGAAUAUUGUAUUUUGUUAUAUAUUUAGUAUUUAUUUAGAUUUCAAGUCUGCUGUUAACCAGCU
This is a messenger RNA of Anopheles funestus (African malaria mosquito), 2467 nucleotides long. RefSeq names its product 3-hydroxykynurenine transaminase. The transcript is spliced from 5 exons. The record is from RefSeq and is a predicted model, not a curated record. Gene Ontology annotation, molecular function: L-serine:pyruvate transaminase activity; L-alanine:glyoxylate transaminase activity. Gene Ontology annotation, cellular component: peroxisome. The coding region runs from base 602 to 1792 and encodes 396 amino acids. NCBI's taxonomy places the organism in Eukaryota, Metazoa, Arthropoda, Insecta, Diptera, Culicidae.